AAUACGAACAUUUUACAGUAAUUGUUUAAAAAUAGAGAGAUGAAAAUGUUAAGUAAGAUGUAAAUUAAGGAUGCAAGUGUAAUUUUUACUUGGUAUUGUCAUUAUUUCUAUUUACUUUCAUCCCCGCCACCGUCCGUUUUGCGUUUUGCACAGUGCAACGGUGAGUUUUAGUGAUGCCCAUUUAGAAUCUCUGACCCUCGGAGCCGAUCUAACCUCUUCUCGCUCUCCCUUCAGCACCGAAUUGAGUGGUCUGUCUUUCGGUUCGUCCCUUGCUUUCAUCUUUCAGUUCUGGAUUUAUCUUUAUUGAAUUAGCGAUGCAGACUGAGUUUCAUGAGACGCAGGGGGCCAACAGAAACUUAUAAUAGUAAGAAACGAAAAAAGAAUCUAUAGCGAUACCAGAAGCUGAUCGCACAUUUUGAAUCGGAAGUCGAUAAGGUGCGAUUAUGGCAAGCGGGCAAGUGGCAAAGCGAGUGAAAUACAAGACCUCAGUAAAGGAUCCUGGCACUCCUGGUCGUCUAUUAUUGGUAUUCUUCUUUUUUCAACCCUACUUUUUCUUUCUCCAAUUUGAAGCUAUAACAGAUCACAAGUACACGAAGGAGGGAUCAAAUAAAGCACCAAUGCUGAAUCUCACCUCAAAUCAGGGUGUAAGCUACAUAUUUGAGUUUGACAAUUACAAUGACCUCCAUGUUUGCAGAGAAUUUGUGGGAAAAGCGCUAUCAAAGCCUGUAGAGUCUUCAAAGCCUGCAGAUACUUCAGAAGCUCCUUCUGAACAACCUAGUACAGAAGAACUGCUUCUUCGAAUGAAACUGCUGCAAGAAAAUAGUGAGUUGCAGAAACUUCAUAAGCAGUUUGUGAGUGAUGGUGUAUUGACAGAUACUGAAUUCUGGGCAACAAGAAAGAAGUUGCUAAAUGCGGACUUCAGCAAAAAAUCAAAGCAACGGGUGGGUCUUAAAAGUGCUAUGCUUUCUGAUUCAAAGCCACUGAUUGAUGGGCGGACAAACAAGGUUACCUUUAAUUUGACACCAGAGAUUGUAUGCGAGAUUUUUGCAGAGAAACCAGCUGUUCACCAAGCGUACUUGAGUUUAGUUCCCAACAAGAUGACGGAUAGGGAUUUCUGGACCAAAUAUUGUAGAGCCGAAUACCUCAAUCACUCGAAAAAUGCUCAUGCUGCAGCAGCAGAAGCUGCUGAAGAUGAGGAACUUGCCCUUUUUCUGAAACCUGAUGAUAUUUUGGCGAGGGAAACUCGGCGGAAGAUCAGAUGUGUUGAUCCAACUCUAGAUAUGGAAGCUGACCUAGGGGAUGAUUAUACACAUUUGCCAGAUCAUGGGAUUGUUCGUGAUGGUAUUAAGGAAAUAGCAGAAUUACAGAAUGAGCCAUACAGAAGGACUUUGUUACAGGACCUGAACCGCCAUGCUGCUGUUGUUCUUGAAGGAAAAGCCAUAGAUGAUGAGCAGUUGAAAGACACAAAAACUGUAGCAGAGGCACUUGCACAGUCAAAACAGGGGCAUAAAACGCUAUAUAGAGAACCUGAUGGGAGUGACAAGGAAAGAUCGAGUAGAAUUUCCCAAAUGAUGGAAAUUGAGGAUCUUCAAGGAUCGAAUGAUCUUCCUUUAGCACCUCUUUGCAUUAAGGAUCCGCGGGACUAUUUUGAUUCUCAACAAGUUACUGCACUUAAAACAUCAAGAGAUACACCAGUUGGAACAGAAACAGUGAACUGCAGCUUGACCUCAAAGGAAGCUUAUGGUUCUUUGAGGGAUUCCAUUUCUGAAAUUAAAGUGGUGGGAUUGAAUGAUCCUGUAGUUAAACCUGAAGUUGCUAUGAAGGUUCUCUCUGUACUGACACAUAAUAUCUCGAGUACCAAGUAUAAUAUUGGAAAGAAUCCUAGGGAGAGCGUCUUGGACAGGUUUCCAAACACAAUAAAGGAUGAACUGCUACAUCACUGGAUGUCUGUUGAGGAGUUGUUGAAACAUUACUGGUCAUCAUAUCCAAUAACUACUGCAUAUCUUUAUGCUAAGGUAAGCAGACUGAAGGAUGCAAUGUCAAAAAUUGAUUCACAGUUGCAGAGGAUGAAGGAAUCCGUGCAGUCAGACCUUCGAAAUCAACUUACACUCCUUAUACGUCCAAUGCAACAGGCUCUAGAGGCCGCCAUGCAACAUUAUGAUGCGGACUUGCAGAAGAGAUCGGAGAAGAGUGGAGAGAAACCAAACGGCUAUGUCUAGAGAAAAAUUUUCCCUUUGUCAGUUUACAGGUACGCUGUCGAUUGGUGUUGAGCCUUGUGGCAAUUAAAUUCAACUGUACAUCAAAUCAAUUUUGUUGUGAGCUCAUAUGCUAGUUCCACAUUUUCAUUUGUAAAAAAUUAUUGUGUUAUGGAUGCCUGUGGAGAAGAUGCUGAUACAAAUGAUUAUAAAGGGAGCAUCAUCAUAACCGAAACUAGUGAUUCCCAAAGGCUCUUUGGUCUUCAUGCA
Molecule: messenger RNA, 2465 nt
Organism: Jatropha curcas
Lineage: Eukaryota; Viridiplantae; Streptophyta; Magnoliopsida; Malpighiales; Euphorbiaceae
Source: RefSeq, a predicted model, not a curated record